CUGUAGCUGGCGAAAAUGGAUCCGUCCCCCACGAGGCAGCAGUACGGCUCCAAAAAGAGGGUUAAAAUCCACCCCAGCACUGUCACGGUGAAGUACGCCACGCAUUUCCCCCAGCCGGGCGAUGAGGGAUACGAUGACGCCCCGUCUUUUGAGGACUUCGGCUCAUUCAUGGACAACAACCCGAGCAAGAGACUGGUGUCAGAGAGCGGUCACGGCAGGACUUUAUUCGGCACUAUGGAUCCUCAUCCCAAAGCCGAUCAGAGAGAUAAAGGAGUGGGCGGUCAGCUGGCGAGCUUUGGCGAGGCCUCGGUCAUGGCUUCGCGAGUCACCUGGGGGGCCCUUUUUGGGGCGGCCAUUGCGCACGGUUGCGUGGCCCUCAUUACACGCCUAGCAGCCGACCGCUCCAAAGUGCCAUCAUUAGAGCUCAUCUUCAUCCGAUCGGUGAUCCAAGUGUUGUCCAUACUGGUGGUCCUC
Sinocyclocheilus rhinocerous is the source of this 474-nucleotide messenger RNA. RefSeq names its product solute carrier family 35 member G2-like. Lineage: Eukaryota; Metazoa; Chordata; Actinopteri; Cypriniformes; Cyprinidae. The record is from RefSeq and is a predicted model, not a curated record. The transcript has a single exon. The annotation marks the transcript as partial.